AUGCCGUCGCCGCCGAAGCCAUGGGAGCGAGGCAACGGCGCAUCGACGACGACAAUGCCAUCAGGGCACGGCCAAGGCGGCGAUCCUGCCCGCUGUCCGGCUGUCAACCCAUCAGCGGCAACCGGCGUGACUCAGACGGCUUCUGCUCUCGACAGCAGUGUUCCUGCUCUACCCGCGCGGCCAGCCACCAUGACGGCUGCCGGCUCGCAAGCAGUGACGCCCUAUGGCGCGGCUAACUCGGCUUAUUCUCCCUACGGUGGUGCCGCAUCUCGAUACGGUUCAACGAUGGGCACCAUGGGAUCCUACGGCGGCUACGGCUCAUCCUACACCUCACCUUAUAGUCGCAUGGGCUCAUCUUACGGCGGAAUGGGCAUGGGAAUGGGCGGCUACGGUGGCUAUGGUGGUAUGGGUGGUAUGGGAGGCUAUGGUAUGGGUAUGGGUGGAUAUGGCAUGGGCAUGGGCGGAUUUGGCGCAGGGAUGGGCAUGCCAGGCGGUCCAGGCGAUCCCUCACUGACCCAACGGAUGGAGGCGGGCACACAGGCCACUUUUCAGAUCAUCGAGUCCAUCGUGGGCGCAUUCGGUGGGUUCGCACAGAUGCUCGAAUCGACUUUCAUGGCGACCCAUUCGUCAUUCUUUGCCAUGAUUGGCGUCGCCGAGCAGUUCGGUCAUUUGCGGAACUACCUCGGUCAGGUACUCAGCAUCUUCACGCUCAUACGGUGGCUGCGUUCCAUGCUCAACCGUGUCUUGGGGCGAGAAGAUCCGUUGGCGCUCAUGCCUUCGGGCAAUUCUGGCCAGCUGACAGCAGACGGCUUCAGGGCGUUCGAGGCGACAGGACAGGUGGCCGGUCCUUCUAUGCCUGGCCAAGCCGGCGUCCGGCCAUCACGCAAGCCGAUCGUGAUGUUCUUCUUGACCGUUGUCGGACUGCCGUACCUCAUGAAUCGCUUCGUGCGCAUGAUCAACGCAAGACAAGAGGAAGAAGCCAGGUUGAGAGGCGAGCUACCGCCUGGUCAACAAGGACUACUCAUGGGACCGGAUGGACAACCCCUGCCAACACACAUGCAACCACCACACGUACAGGGACUACCGGGCGGUGCACCAGAAGCGAUAGACCCUGCCACGCUUACCUUUGUGCGAGCUGUUCAUCCACAUACGACACAAGAUCCACUCGAACUCAACUUCAACUCGAACGAUAUCAUUGCCGUCCUGACACCGCCCGCAGAAAGGCAAGAGCCUGGCUGGUGGAGGGGUAGAAUGAGAGACGGAAGGAUAGGCUGGUUCCCGUCCACGCACGUUGCCGAGCUGCCGUCGAACAACAAGGUAGCGGACAAGCCUGUCAAGCCUGUCAAUGACAGCAAGGAUCAAGGCAAGGGUGCAGGAGAUCCGCCUGCAGGUGGCGGUCAUGGAGCGAUCAAGUCUGCAUGA
Mixia osmundae IAM 14324 is the source of this 1422-nucleotide messenger RNA. RefSeq lists its product as uncharacterized. Gene Ontology annotation, biological process: protein import into peroxisome matrix, docking. The record is from RefSeq and is a predicted model, not a curated record. Gene Ontology annotation, molecular function: protein binding. Gene Ontology annotation, cellular component: peroxisomal membrane; peroxisome; peroxisomal importomer complex. The transcript is spliced from 3 exons. NCBI's taxonomy places the organism in Eukaryota, Fungi, Basidiomycota, Mixiomycetes, Mixiales, Mixiaceae. The coding region runs from base 1 to 1422 and encodes 473 amino acids.